GGGCGGGCCCCGGGGUGGCCGCUGCGGCCACUGCCUCAGUGCCUCGCGGGCGGGCGGCGUUCUGCUCAGUGGGACGGUCCGGCGCCCGGCGGCCUCGUGUGGAGCCUUCGGGCGUCCCGCGGCCGCGUGGCAGCCGUCCUCUGUGCGGCCGGCGGCGCGUGUGUGGAACCGCGUCCCCCUGUGCCGAGCGGCUCAGCCGGGUGUCUGGGACGUGGGAGUCGCGAUCAGAUGCCUGGUGUACCCGGAAUAACAACAUGAUGAGUUCCAGUUGUACCCUAUUAAAUUCUUGUUAAAGGGCCUGUCACCCUGUGAGCUCUGUUCUCUGCUCGCUACCUAUACGAAUAAUGCAAAUUCCUUGAGAGGAAUGAAGCCUCUGCCUGCCGAAUUGCUCAGCAAAUGACUACUCUUGUCGACUGUUUUGAAUAACUAUUAUCUUAACGAAAAUUUAGAUGUGUGCAAUGCAUCGUCUUGGAGAUGCUAGUGCUGCAAGUUUCCCGAAACUGUAUCGUACAGCGAUGUAGCUCGGGGAUUAGCAAGAAUCUCAAGACAUGUGAAUAUUUAUUGAGGAGCUGCUUCUACUAGUGAGGACACAGUGAAUGGACCUGACUGGACUUUUUGCGCCCAUCAAUAAACAUGAGCGGUACCAAGCCUGAUAUUUUGUGGGCACCACACCAGGUUGAUAGAUUUGUUGUAUGUGACUCAGAACUGAGCCUUUAUCAUGUGGAGUCGGCUGUGAAUUCAGAACUUAAAGCUGGAUCAUUACGUUUGUCUGAAGACUCUGCGGCUACAUUACUGUCAAUAAAUUCAGAUACACCUUAUAUGAAAUGUGUUGCAUGGUAUCUCAAUUAUGAUCCUGAAUGUCUCCUAGCAGUUGGACAAGCAAAUGGUCGAGUUGUACUUACAAGUCUCGGUCAAGAUCAUAAUUCUAAGUUUAAAGAUUUGAUAGGAAAAGAAUUUGUCCCAAAACAUGCUCGACAAUGCAAUACUCUUGCAUGGAAUCCACUGGAUAGUAACUGGCUUGCUGCUGGUCUGGACAAGCACAGAGCUGACUUUUCAGUUCUAAUAUGGGAUAUCUGCAGCAAAUAUACUCCUGAUAUUGUUCCCAUGGAAAAAGUAAGACUUUCAGCAGGUGAAGCUGAAACAACACUAUUAGUAACAAAACCACUGUAUGAGUUAGGACAAAAUGAUGCUUGUCUAUCUCUUUGUUGGCUUCCACGAGACCAGAAACUUCUCCUUGCUGGCAUGCAUCGUAACCUAGCCAUAUUUGAUCUUCGGAACACAAGCCAGAAGAUGUUUGUAAAUACAAAAGCUGUUCAAGGAGUGACAGUAGACCCAUACUUCCAUGAUCGCGUUGCUUCCUUCUAUGAAGGUCAGGUUGCAAUAUGGGAUCUUAGAAAAUUUGAGAAGCCAGUUUUGACUUUGACUGAGCAGCCAAAGCCCUUGACAAAAGUAGCAUGGUGUCCAACUAGGACAGGUCUGCUUGCUACUUUAACAAGGGAUAGUAAUAUUAUUAGGCUGUAUGAUAUGCAGCAUACACCUACGCCCAUUGGGGAUGAAACUGAACCCACAAUAAUUGAAAGAAGUGUGCAACCUUGUGACAAUUACAUUGCUUCCUUUGCAUGGCAUCCAACAAGUCAAAAUCGAAUGAUAGUUGUAACUCCCAACCGAACAAUGUCUGACUUCACUGUUUUUGAAAGGAUAUCUCUUGCCUGGAGCCCAAUUACAUCUUUAAUGUGGGCUUGUGGUCGUCAUUUGUACGAAUGUGCAGAAGAAGAAAGUGAUAAUUCCUUAGAAAAAGAUAUAGCAACAAAAAUGCGCCUCCGGGCUUUAUCAAGAUACGGACUUGAUACAGAGCAGGUAUGGAGAAACCACAUUUUAGCUGGAAAUGAAGACCCACAACUCAAGUCACUCUGGUAUACUCUGCACUUUAUGAAGCAGUAUACAGAAGAUAUGGAUCAAAAAUCUCCAGGCAACAAAGGAUCGUUGGUUUAUGCAGGAAUUAAAUCAAUAGUAAAAUCAUCUUUGGGAAUGGUGGAAAGCAGCAGACAUAAUUGGAGUGGCUUGGACAAACAAACUGAUAUUCAGAACUUAAAUGAAGAGAGGAUUUUAGCAUUGCAGCUUUGUGGGUGGGUAAAGAAAGGAACAGAUGUAGAUGUGGGACCAUUUUUGAACUCUCUUGUUCAAGAAGGAGAAUGGGAAAGAGCUGCUGCAGUGGCUUUGUUCAACCUGGAUAUUCGGAGAGCAAUCCAAAUCCUGAAUGAAGGGGCAUCUUCAGAAAAAGGAGAUCUGAAUCUCAAUGUGGUAGCAAUGGCUUUAUCAGGGUAUACGGACGAGAAGAACUCUCUUUGGAGGGAGAUGUGCAGCACACUGCGAUUGCAGCUCAACAACCCCUAUCUCUGUGUCAUGUUUGCAUUUCUGACCAGCGAAGCAGGAGCUUAUGAUGGAGUUUUGUAUGAAAACAAAGUUGCAGUACGUGACAGAGUGGCAUUUGCUUGUAAAUUCCUUGGUGAUACUCAGUUAAAUAAAUACAUUGAAAAGCUGACCAAUGAAAUGAAAGAGGCUGGCAAUUUGGAAGGAAUCUUGCUUACAGGCCUCACUAAAGAUGGAGUGGACUUGAUGGAGAGCUACGUGGAUAGAACUGGAGACGUCCAGACAGCAAGCUACUGCAUGUUACAGGGUUCACCUUUAGAUGUUCUUAAAGAUGAAAGGGUUCAAUAUUGGAUUGAGAAUUACAGAAACUUAUUAGAUGCUUGGAGGUUUUGGCACAAACGAGCUGAAUUUGAUAUACAUAGGAGUAAAUUGGAUCCCAGUUCCAAGCCAUUAGCACAGGUGUUUGUGAGUUGUAAUUUUUGUGGCAAAUCAAUCUCCUACAGCUGUUCCUCAGUGCCUCAUCAGGGCAGAGGCUUUAGUCAAUAUGGUGUGAGUGGCUCACCAACAAAAUCGAAAGUCACAAGUUGCCCUGGCUGUCGAAAACCUCUUCCUCGGUGUGCACUUUGCCUCAUUAAUAUGGGAACGCCUGUUUCUAGCUGUCCUGGUGGAUCCAAAUCGGAUGAAAAAGUGGACUUGAGCAAGGACAAAAAGUUAGCUCAGUUUAACAAUUGGUUUACCUGGUGUCACAAUUGUCGGCAUGGCGGGCAUGCUGGACAUAUGCUUAGUUGGUUCAGGGACCAUGCAGAGUGUCCUGUAUCAGCAUGCACGUGUAAAUGUAUGCAGCUGGAUACAACAGGGAAUCUGGUACCAGCAGAGACUGUUCAGCCAUGAGAUGCUACACAUAAAGAGAAACCUUCAAAUGAGGAGUUUUUAAUCGCUGUCCUUCACAGUUCAGAAACAUACCUCAGAACAAGUCACUCACGACUCUCCUAUAAUGGGAAAAUAAAUCAUUCUAUCAGAUCAGCAAUUUGAUGUUUGAGUGAUUUUGAUGUGCUUCUUAGAGGCAGAUGCUGCUGAAGCGAACAUCAGAGCAUGAAUAUAAGUUCUGUUCAGUAGGUUAAAGUUAAUUUGAAAGAACCUUCUAGAGUUUUGUCAAAAAUAUGAAUGUAUAUAGAAGGUUUUAGAAUAAAAACAUACCUCUGCCUGCAUUUCAAUCUGAACUUGAUAUCUUUUGAUAGAAUCUGUACAUAUUUAAAGUCAAAAGGUCAAUUUAGUGGUUCAGAUAACAGUUUAAGCUUAUCCAUGCUUAGAUUCCAUUCAGAUAAAAUGUGUUUUUACAUUAAGAAUUAGCACCUCACCCACACUGCUAGUAUGUUUGAGAAAAGUACAUGCAUGCAUGUGUGUAAACACACACACAUACACUUAAGGGACUUCCUCAUUCAUUUACAUUGUAUUGUAACAAAUUUUAAUAUAGGUCAUUGUUGUAUUUCUCAAAAAAUCCAGGCCAGUGAGAUGGUUCAGCACGUAAGGGGGCUGCUGAUCCUAAUGACCUGAGUUUAAUCCUUGAGACCCACAUGUCGAAGGCAUUGAAUCCCCUGACCUCCACAAGUGUGCUGUGGCAUGAGGCAGGCAGGUGCGCCCACACACUUAGAAAAUAAAGAAAUGAAUUAAAAAAUAUAUCUCACAACAUUUCAGGAAAACAUGCUAAAGAGGUUUUCAUUUUAGUUUUUUUUUUUUUUUUUUCUGAGUUCUGAUUUGUCUUUGGAGAUUUCUCUACUUACCAUCCUAACUUAGCAUUCUCACCAUCAGGAAUGUUCUCUGAAUACAAAGCCUUUGCAAGAUCUUAUGUAGGAACCGGCUUAAUGGUGCUGUCUUUCAGUUUUGGAAUCUGUCUUUUUCAAUGAUGUUGGGCAAAACGGGUGUUUCUGAAGUCGACUUUAGAUAUAAGUUGCUGAAAGUAUGUGUACUGGGGCCAGUUCAAGGACUUUGUUUCUAUUUUAGUUUGUCUGACUAUGGACAGAUUUAAGAGAAGAUUUAUAUCAAUAGUCUUGUCAUCUGCCGUGUACAGCAACUGAACUGCAUGUUUUGCUAGAAGUAAUAAUCUUAGAGGAUUUUUCUACAGAUGGAGAUAUGUAUGAAGCUUCAUGUCAGCAGCUGGGCAGAGGAAAGACUGAGAUCCUUUAGACUGAGUUGUGAUGUACAUAUUCACAACUUGUUUAUUUAAGAUCUGAUUAUGCAAAAGGCAUAGAGUAACCUUGGGGAUAGUGUAUAUCUGCCCUAAAUUUCUUCUGGGUGACAGUUUUCAGAUGAAAAACUUGAGAAUAAUGACUUAUUUCUUAUAGAAAUUGC
Molecule: messenger RNA, 4719 nt
Organism: Chionomys nivalis (European snow vole)
Lineage: Eukaryota; Metazoa; Chordata; Mammalia; Rodentia; Cricetidae
Gene: Mios
Product: meiosis regulator for oocyte development
Exons: 12
Coding region: 634-3261 (875 amino acids)
Biological process (GO): positive regulation of TORC1 signaling; cellular response to amino acid starvation
Cellular component (GO): cytoplasm
Molecular function (GO): protein binding
Source: RefSeq, a predicted model, not a curated record